UCGUUUUUUUUACUUUAACUUUGUUUUAACAAACAUUAUAUUUUUAUUUUAGGGAAAAAAAGGUUUUUUUUUGUGUGUUUUUGAAAUAUUCCCUUAGAGUUGCGGGUAGAUUUCAAUUUUCAAGAGAUAAUGUUCUCCAAGGUUUUUGUGCGAUUUUUAAUGGGAAAUUUUCCCCAUAUUUUUCGGUUUUUUGUGAUAAAUUGUUCUACAGUUUUAUUUGCGUGUGUUUUUGAACUGUUGCCUAGACGGUUUCCGGGUGUAUUUAAAUUUUUAUUUGCGAGAUGUUUUUUUUCUCCGUGGUUUCAUUUGGUUUAUUUAAAUUUUUGCGAGACAUUUUUCCAAGUAUUGGUGUGUUUUGCCUUUGAAGAAAAUAAGUUUUCUCAAGAACAGUUUAAUAGUUUACUAUAGGGAAAAAAAAACAUUAAAUUACUUACAUACCUACAUUGUGUUCACAACUUUGCCGUUUGGUCGAAAACAACUGUUUGAAAUAUUAUGUGCAAAUAAAAUAAAAUAAAAAACAACAUUUUCAUUUUUACGUCUGGGUACGUUGUUUUUACCUAUCGCACCAAAUACAUACAAGGCACUCCGAAUCGAAUCAAAUUUAUUCAUCUGACUUUAGUUACUAAGACCUAUUUCUCACUGAACUACAAGUGUUGGAAAAAAAAAACCAUCAUGCAAUUCAAAAGUGCUGUUAUUUUUUGCGCCUUGUACUUCGUGACGGUGACACAGAGCGUCGGACUCAAUAAGGAUCAAGUCCAAAAGAUUGUUAUUUUUUUCAAAGGACACGGAAAACCUAUUAGCAAAAUUCCCAAUGAAGGUAUCGAAAAAUUGGUGGACGAUUUCGGCAUGAAUAAUUUUUCGGAUUUGAAUUACAACAACGGUAUGACCUAUGCUCAAAAAGUACAAGAUCUUUUGGUAUUUCUGGCCAAUUACGAUAAGCGCUUUGAUGACUGGUGGAAGGAAUCAAUUUUAUCGUCUUACGAAGUAAAAGUUUAUAUGGGUGCGUUCAACAUAUACGACCUAAAUGGCACACACGAUGGUCUACUUGACUUCAAUGAAGUAAGACAAGUCAUUGACGUUUUUAAUCUAGACGAUGCCGACAAAAACCGUUUAGCAGCCGCAUUUGACAAAAGUGACGUUGCAAUCAACGCUUCGGAGUUCUUGUUGGGCUUUAUGAGAGAAAAAACAGAAGGCAGAGGUCUAGACGUGGAUCGGAUUCAGGACCUCAUUGAUUUACAUAAUAAUCACAGAACACAUGGCGAUCACAUUGACUCUGAUAAAAUAAAGGAGUUUUUCAAAAAGUUGUCUAUAGUUAAAAACGACCACGAAGACCAGCUAUUGGAUUUCAAAUCAAUUCGAACCUCUGCUUUUGAGUUGCAAGAGCUAUCGGUUGUGUCUGCAGAAUACAAUAAAGAUGUCGACAUAAAAGCUGGCAGUGUAUUGACUACUGCGGUAGUUAGAUUUUUGAUAUGGCAGUUCAAUACACACGACGAUAACAAAAACGGUUUACUUGGUACAGUCGAAUUCAAAAAACUUUCAAAACAUCAUUUCCCAAACGAAGAUGGUAGUUUAAUAGUAUGGAAAUUCGAUACCGAUGGUAAUACUGCAAAGCACAACGUUAACGAAAUUAGCUUAAUUUCUUACGUACCCAUAAGUUUUAGGGUAUUAUUGAUAAGAUAGAUUCUUAGCUGUUAAGGUUUACAUUUUAAGAACAAGGAAAAUACAUAUUUUUCUCUCUUUUUAGACAUUUUCAUGAUUUUAACGCGACUAGGAAGGAGUGGUUUUACAAUUUUAUAAAGAAAAAAAUGUCUUAUAGUUGCAUACUUAAUAUUUCAUGAUAGCGGUUAAAACUUCAAAUAUUAAUGUGGAUCUAGAGACAUAAAAAAUUAACCUCUUAACCAAACGUAUUGUACGUUAUAGAUGACAACCGAUUGAACAUUGCAGAGUUCUUCAUGGCCAUAAUUACAACAUACUUGGAAGCGGGCCAUAAUGCGUAAGAAUUUUUGUUGAAUUAAAUAAUAAUAUAAUAAAUAAUUUACAAACCUACAAUAACUUUUUUAAGGGUGCUUCAAUAUUGAGUAAUUAUUGAUGUAUUGUGUUUCUUUUCAAAGCUAUUUAGUUUAACCCAUCAACGACGACAAUAUAUUAGAUUACAAUGGUUUAUCGUCGUUGAUGGGUCAAUGCUGUAAAUGAAUGUACAAAGAUA
This is a messenger RNA of Adelges cooleyi (spruce gall adelgid), 2206 nucleotides long. RefSeq lists its product as uncharacterized. The record is from RefSeq and is a predicted model, not a curated record. The coding region runs from base 673 to 1680 and encodes 335 amino acids. NCBI's taxonomy places the organism in Eukaryota, Metazoa, Arthropoda, Insecta, Hemiptera, Adelgidae. The transcript is spliced from 9 exons.